GGUUCACUUUCUAUUUUUCUAUUUUUCUUUUUCUUUCUUUUCUUAAGCUCUUCUUUCAACAUGUCUCAAACCGAGGAAACUGCUCAAAACAUUGAGAUCAUCACUCAUCCAGUUCCUGCUCGUCUUUUAGACCCCAGCCAAUGUCCUACUCCUCAUGUCAACUCCAUGGAACAAUACCGUGCCAUGUGGAAAGAAAGUGUUGAAGAGCCCACCAAAUUCUUUGGAAAUCUUGCUCGUGGUCUUUUGUCCUGGGACAAGCCUUUUGAAACUGUCAAGCAUGGCUCAUUUGAAACUGGCGAUGUUGCCUGGUUUUUAGAAGGUGAAUUAAAUGCUUGUUACAACACUGUCGAUCGUCACGCUCUCAAGAACCCUGACAAGAUUGCCAUUAUUCACGAAGGUGAUGAACCCUCCAAUGUUCGCCAUAUCACUUAUGGAGAGCUUUUCCGUGAUGUUUGCCGUAUGGCCAACGUCCUCAAAAACUUAGGUGUCCGUAAGGGUGAUAAUGUUGCUAUCUACAUGCCCAUGAUUCCCGAAACCAUGAUUGCCAUCUUGGCCUGUGCUCGUAUUGGUGCUGUUCACUCUGUUGUGUUUGCUGGUUUCUCUGCUGAAUCCCUUUUGGACCGUGUGGCUGAUUGUGGUGCUCAUGUUGUCAUUACUUCUGACGAAGGUCGUCGUGGUGGUCGUAACAUUGCCACUAAGUCCAUUGUCGAUAAUGCCUUGAGCAAGCAAGAAGCUCAUCAAGUUGAACAUGUCAUUGUGUUCCAACGUACAGGUACUGAGGUGCCUAUGCAAAAGGACCGUGACUUAUGGUGGCAUGAGGAAAUGGAUAAGGCUCGUCCUAUCUGCCCUUAUGAAAAAAUGAAUGCUGAAGAUCCUUUGUUCUUGCUUUAUACUUCUGGUUCCACCGGUGCUCCUAAGGGUAUUCUUCACACUACCGGUGGUUACCUUUUAGGUGCUGCUGCUACUGUCAAGUAUAUUUUCGAUGUUCAUGAUGAUGAUGUCUAUGCCUGUAUGGCUGAUAUUGGUUGGGUCACUGGUCACAGUUAUAUUUUGUAUGGUCCUCUUACUCUUGGUGCCACUACUGUCUUGUUUGAAUCCACUCCUACUUACCCCACUCCUGCUCGUUUCUGGGAAUUAAUUGAAAAGCACAAGGUCACUCAGUUCUACACUGCUCCUACUGCUAUUCGUGCUCUUCAACGUCUUGGAGAUGAAUGGGUUGAAAAGAACGACUUGUCUAGUCUUCGUGUCAUUGCUUCUGUUGGCGAACCCAUUAACCCUGAAGCUUGGAACUGGUACAACGAAAAAGUCGGUAAGGGUAAGUGUGCUGUUGUCGAUACCUACUGGCAAACCGAGACUGGUUCUAUUAUUAUCAGUCCUUUGCCCGGUUGUACUCCCACCAAGGCUGGUAGUGCUACUUUGCCUUUCUUUGGUAUUGAACCUGUUCUUUUGGAUCCUGCCACCGGUGCCAAGGUUGAUGGUCCUAACAAGACUGGUGUCUUAGCUCUCAAGAAUGCCUGGCCUUCUAUGGCUCGUUCUGUCUUUAAUAACCAUGCCCGUUUCUUGGAUGUUUACACAAAGCCAUAUCCUGGUUACUAUUACACUGGCGAUGGUGCUGCUGUUGAUGAAGAUGGUUAUAUUUGGAUCAAGGGUCGUGUUGAUGAUGUGAUCAAUGUCUCUGGUCACCGUCUCUCUACUUCAGAAAUUGAAUCUGCUCUUGCCACACAUACUUAUGUUGCUGAAGCUGCCGUUGUCGGUGCUCAUGAUGAUUUGACAGGUCAAGCCAUUCAUGCUUUUGUGUCACUUAAGCCCCAUGCUCAAGUCAAUGAUGGUCUUGACCGUGAAUUGGUCUUGACUGUUCGUAAGAUCAUUGGUCCAUUUGCCGCUCCUAAGCGUAUCCAUAUUGUUCGUGAACAUCCCAAGACUCGUUCCGGUAAGAUUGUUCGUCGUAUUUUGCGUAAGAUUGUGAAUGGUGAACACCACCAACUUGGUGAUACUUCUACUUUGGCUGACCCUACUGUCGUUUCUUCUAUUGUUUCUCAAGUUCAUCCUUAAUUUCCAUGUACUAUUACCCCCCUUCAACUUUUUUUUAAUAGACACAAAAAAGAAAGUAUAUUAUUGUAUUUAUAUCAUCUUAAUAAUGAAAAUAAACUCAAAAAGAGUGGUUGUUUUGAAAAAAAA
Molecule: messenger RNA, 2178 nt
Organism: Gilbertella persicaria
Lineage: Eukaryota; Fungi; Mucoromycota; Mucoromycetes; Mucorales; Choanephoraceae
Product: acetyl-coenzyme A synthetase
Exons: 4
Coding region: 61-2052 (663 amino acids)
Cellular component (GO): cytosol
Molecular function (GO): AMP binding; acetyl-CoA synthetase activity
Source: RefSeq, a predicted model, not a curated record